AAUAUGAAUGAUUAUUAUAAUAUGCUUUCUGAUCUCUAUUCAAGUAGAAAGUUAAAAGGAAAUAACUGAAUAAACCAAUAUAUAUUUUUAAUGAAUUUGAAAAGAUAUACUUAGAAAUAAUAACAAAAACAAAUAGUUUAUAUAUGAAACAUGGAGACUUUUUGUAGAGGAUGUCUAUCGAAAUAUGACCCGAUUGAGUUAAUACAAUACAAUGAAAAAAAUAGAAGGUUAUUUGUAUACUGUACAGGUUUACAGGUCAAACGGAAUGACACUUUUAUAUUCCAACUUUGUAAAGAUUGUUGUAUAAACAUGAAGGCAGCGUGUAAUUUCAAAAAGAAUUGUCGAAACUCAGAUAAAAAGCUCAAAAGUUACAUAGAACUAAAGGAAUCUGGUGAAAACAUAGAAUUUUGCACAUUUCUCAAGAACACUGAUGAUACCAUAAAAAUAAGGCUUCCAAUGAAUAUUGGAAACAGCACACCAAUCAAUCAGAAGAUCCGGGAUGAGGACAAUGAGUCAACAUGUACAAGCAUACAAAACUUUAUGACGGACAUUCUUCAGGCUGAAGAAAUUCCCGACAGCGAGGCACGCAUCAUCAGGGAAGUGAUAGAGGAAGAAGCAGAUAUCUUGGAAGAUUCUCUCGAUUCCCAUUGGUUGCAGGAUGAUGUAUCAGUUGAUAGUGAUUAUAGAUUGGACUUUAGUUUCAGUCCUUUUUCUACACCUCGUUCAGCUAUAAAUGAGAAUCAAUUUAGUCCAAUUAAAUUGGCUAACCAACUAAAAGAUAAAGAAACAGAAAAACUUAAUUCAGAAUUAAUUAUUGAAAAUGUAGCAGAUAAUAAUGUAGAAAAUAUUUUUACAAGUAAACCAGCUAUCAAUUUGAGUGAUAAUGAUUUUAAAAAUGAGUUCAAUUUGAAUAUAGAACAAAAUAAAAAAUGUGUAAUAGACGUUAAUUUAGAAAAUGCAUUGAAAAACGACACAGCCCAGAAAGUCUUGUUGGAUGAACUGAUUUCUACUCCUCCCAUGAUUCCAAACAUAUCAGCACCCCCUACACCAGUGAUAAAAAAUAUUCUAUUUGGAGAUAAUAUAGGUCUUGAUAAUGAAAUAAUACAAAAAGAAAACUUUGAUUACCAACCACCUAUAAAGGAAUUAGAAGAAAUACAGCCAGAUAUUGAUGUGAUUGAUGAAUUUCUUAAUGUUAAUCAUUUGAAUUUAAAAGAAAAUACUAAAGAUAUUGAAUUCAAUGAUAGUUUAAUGGAUUUAGAUGAAGUUGAGAGUAUUGAUAGAUAUUUCAAUAAAGCUUUAGAUAAAGAAUCAAAUGACAAAGAUAUCAAAAGAUCUCCAUCACCUAUAGAAAAUAAAUAUUGCAUUACAAAUUUCUAUUGUAAAAUGUGCAAACGACAAUUUAAAAAUUUGUUAGCAUUAAAAGUACAUUGUACAAAAUAUCAUAAAUUUAAAAUAGAGAAACCAAAGACUAAACGGAUUCGAAAAAAAUAUAUUUGUGACUUCUGUGGACAACUAUUUGCAUCGUCCAAAUGUAUUGUGAAGCAUCUUGAAAGACAUCAGAAACCAAAAACAUAUGAAUGCAAGAAAUGUACAUUGACAUUUAAAACGGAGGCGGCAAUGAGAUUACAUGAAACCAGUCACACGGGAAUAAGAAUAAAGAGCAACAAUAGUAAUAAAAAAUAUGUUUGUAGCACUUGUGGAGCAGUGUGCAGUAGCUCUUCAAAUUACAACAUCCAUAAGAGACGGCACCUCAAUAAGUUUACAAUAUCUUGUGAACAGUGUGGGAAAGGCUUCUAUAGAACUUCCGAUUUGGCAAUCCAUAUGAGACAACAUACUGGAGAGCGACCGUAUGAAUGUAAAUAUUGCAACCGCAGAUUUACCCGGCAAGAUGUUCUAAGCAGGCAUAUGAAAUGUCAUACAGGCGAGAAACCUUUCACCUGUCAAUUCUGUGAUACGAAAUUCUGCAAAGCGUACGAUUUGAAGUUUCAUCAAAGUAAAUCCAAAGUAUGUAUCCAACGUCAGGUGCAAAUAAUGGAGGAUGAGAAGAACGAUAUCGUGGACGAAAUAAUCGUUACGAACGCUUUUGUAUUUUAAUUACAAUAUUUGUAAUCAAAAAGAAAAUGUGACAAUAAAUAUAAAUACAUUAUUGAAAAAACGUUUUACUUUUGAUUUAUCAAUUUAAUUUCUCUGUACAAAAUACAUUUCAUGUAUGUAAUAUCAGUAUCGAAGAACCUUUGUUUUGCUUUUAUU
Nymphalis io (European peacock) is the source of this 2250-nucleotide messenger RNA. Its product is annotated as zinc finger protein 1 homolog. Gene Ontology annotation, biological process: regulation of transcription by RNA polymerase II. The transcript is spliced from 10 exons. Gene Ontology annotation, cellular component: nucleus. Gene Ontology annotation, molecular function: DNA-binding transcription factor activity, RNA polymerase II-specific; zinc ion binding; RNA polymerase II cis-regulatory region sequence-specific DNA binding. Bases 151 to 2094 code for a protein of 647 amino acids. Lineage: Eukaryota; Metazoa; Arthropoda; Insecta; Lepidoptera; Nymphalidae. The record is from RefSeq and is a predicted model, not a curated record.